CAGCACAGCAUAAGACCCACAGACGGUCUAAUAAUGUGCAGUCUGCUGACACUGGAAGACUGGUAACAGCAGAGAUGAAGGAGCUAUGGAUUAUGGUUGUCUUUGCUACAGUAUCUUUUCAACAGGGGGAUCUCAUCACAUCCUCUGCCAUUCCAACCACCAUUGAAAUAACUAUCCCAACUACUGAUGACCCUAUAACCCCUGACCCUUCAGCUACUGACACUCCAACCCCUGAAUCUGCAACUACUGAUUCUACUGUAACCCUUGAAUCUGCAACUACUGAUUCCACUAUAACCCCUGAACCUACACUUAUUAAUUCUCCUAUAACUACUGACCCUACAACUACUGAUUCCCUCAUAACCCCUGACCCUUCAGCUACUGACACUCCAACCCCUGAAUCUGCAACUACUGAUUCUACUGUAACCCUUGAAUCUGCAACUACUGAUUCCACUAUAACCCCUGAACCUACACUUAUUAAUUCUCCUAUAACUACUGACCCUACAACUACUGAUUCCCUUAUAACCCCUGACCCUAGAACUACAGAUUCCCUUAUAACCCCUGACCCUACAACUACUGAUUCCCUCAUAACCCAUGACCCUUCAGCUACUGACACUCCAACCCCUGAAUCUGCAACUUCUGAUUCCACUGUAACCCCUGAAUCUGCAACUACUGAUUCCCUCAUAACCCCUGACCCUACACCUACUGAUUCCCCUAUAACCCCUGACCCUACAACUACUGAUUCCCUUAUAACCCCUGACCCUAGAACUACUGAUUCCCCUAUAACCCCUAACCCUACAUCUACCGAUUCCCCUAUAACCUCUGACCCUACAUCUCCCGAUUACACUAUAACCCCUGAACCUAGAACUACUGAUUCCCUUAUAACCCCUGACCCUACAACUACUGAUUCCCUCAUAACCCAUGACCCUUCAGCUACUGACACUCCAACCCCUGAAUCUGCAACUUCUGAUUCCACUGUAACCCCUGAAUCUGCAACUACUGAUUCCCUCAUAACCCCUGACCCUACACCUACUGAUUCCCCUAUAACCCCUGACCCUACAACUACUGAUUCCCUUAUAACCCCUGACCCUAGAACUACUGAUUCCCCUAUAACCCCUAACCCUACAUCUACCGAUUCCCCUAUAACCUCUGACCCUACAUCUCCCGAUUACACUAUAACCCCUGAACCUAGAACUACUGAUUCCCUUAUAACCCCUGACCCAAGAACUACUGAUUCCCUUAUAACCCCUGACCUUACACCUACUGACACUCUAACUCCUGAAUACCUAAUUACUACUAGUCUUCCAACUACUGGUUACCCUAGCUCUAUCCCUAUCACCAGUACCAGUCUCCCAAACACCUUUACCACCACCACCACCUCUACUACCACCACCACCACCAUCACUACCACCACCACCACCACCACCACAACCCCUCCUCUGGUCUGUAUCAACAGUGGUGAGCUGCAGAGUGGAGUCUGUAUCUGUCCGGAUGAGUGGACCGGAGACACCUGUUCAGAGGGGAAUUUCUGCAAUUCCACCAUCAUUGGUCAUUUCUCCUACCCAAGAACAACGGUUGGCUGGUCUGCUUAUUCAAAAGAGUUGUGUGAUGAGAAGACAACCAGUGCUGGUUUAUCAAGAGCCUCAGCAAGAUGUUUGAAUGACACCGGCUCUCCAAUGUUUGGUCCUCCUCAUGAACUGCAGUGUGAAUUUUCCCUCGGUGACAUUCAAGGAAAUAUCUCCAGCAGUUCAGGUGAUUUAUUACAGUUAGCCUUCAGUACACAGAUCCUGACCUCCCAACCAGAGCAGCUGUCAGCUGACAACAUCACCACAGCAGCUCAGAUAGCUAACACACUGCUUCAGUCUGCAAAUAUCACAGAGGACAUCGCAGUGGCAGCUGUAACCACCAUCAGUCAGCUGCUGAAUGCAAGUGAGGAGAGUACGCAGGAGAGAGACGCUGUCCAAAACCUCACAGAGACCCUAGAGAAGUUUUCCCUGGACCAGUACAAUAAUGUGUCCUUGGUAGUUCAGCCCAACCUGGCAGUCCAGUCUGUCCAAGUACCAAGUGACACAGUAGGGAUCCAGUUUACUGCUCUGACUGGAAGAUCUGGUAAUUUUGUGGCCAACAGAAUUCAUCUCAACACCAAUACCUCUGAACUGAUAGCUGACAAAGGAGGUUCUACCGAUGUCCAGAUUGUUAUCAAAUUCACACCAGACUCCGUUUUACAUAGUAAAAACACAAACAACUCCAUUGGUUUUGUACUAUACCAAAACGACCGGUUCUUCAGGUCCAGGGCAUUCAGAGCUUCUCCAGGGACCAGCAGAAGGGUCAUCUCUGCUAACCUGGGACAAGUGUCUGGGUUACAUGUUGAGAUGCUCUUCAAGCCCACAGUUGUUCCCAACACCUCCCUCUAUGACUUUGCCUGCGUGUCAUGGAACUACACGUUGAAAGACUGGAGCACCUUUGGCUGCUCCAAAGUCAACCACUCAGCAGACGGCCUGCGAUGUUUCUGUAAUCACACCACUAACUUUGCUGUGCUGAUGUCAUUCAGGAGGGAUUAUAAAUACGCUGAUGAGCUAAACUGGAUCACCAUAUUGGGAUGCUCCAUGUCCAUCAUAGGGUUGAGUUUAACAAUAACAUUCCAGAUGGUGACCCGAAAAUCACGCAAAACCAACCCAACGGUCCUCUUAGUGAGCAUCUGCAUGUGUCUCCUGAUCUUCACCCUACUCUUCAUGUUGGGAGUGGACAACCCUCAUAAACAGCUGGGAAAACCUGAAAUACAGAAGGACAACAUUCUCCCCACGUCCGACACACACACAGAGCGGGACAGAGGGCCUUGUACUGCAGUGGCAGUCCUGCUGCAGUACUUCCUGUUGGGGACGUUCACCUGGAACACGCUGUACGCCACGCAUGUCUUCCUGAUGAUCAGAAACAGCCUGACCACCAGCCCAUCACACUUCACAGCCUAUACCGUGGCCAUCGGAUGGGGACUGCCUGCAGUUGUGGUGUCUCUCACCUUAGGAAUUAGUUACAGAGUGGAUGAUCCACUGGGUUACAGGCAGGAGGAAUUUUGCUGGCUUGCUGCCCUCGAUCCAAAGGGGAACUUUGACUUCAAGCUGCCAAUGUUUUGGGGUUUCCUGAUCCCUGUGGUGUUCAUGCUUAUCUUCAACACAGUGGUGUUGGUAUAUUUUACAGUUACAACAUGCAAGACCAACCCACAUUUAACCAGUACAAGACACACAUCGAUGAAGAAGAAGUUCCUCAGUAGCUUCUCUCUGGCUGUGGUGCUCGGUCUCUCCUGGAUCCUGGGCUAUCUGUUGCUCAUUACACAGAACCAGACCAUGUACACCAUACUCAACAUCUCCUUCUGUGUUCUCACCACCACUCAGGGCUUGCAGAUUUUCAUUCUGUUCACAGCAAGAACAGCAAUUGUCAAGAAAAUGAUGGCGGAUGCUUUGAAAUCUGUUUCUAGCGUUGAGAUCCCGCUUCACACCAAGAGGUUCAGUCUAUGGCGAGGCAAGCACAGAGAAAAGGUUGAAUCAUACACACAGCUGGACACUAUUCUGUCAACACAUUAACACAUUAACACCUUAACUGCCACAGAAAAAGUAUUUUCCUGAAAAAAAUUGUAUUUAACCUUAAAAACCUCUUCGAGAUCGGGCUACUUUUUUCAACAUUCUGUUAAAAAUCGCGCAACAUUUCAAAGUCCUGCUACUCAUGCCAGGAAUAUAGUAUAUGCAUAUGAUUAGUAUGUGCACAUAGAAAACACUCUGACGUUUCUAGAACUGGUUCAAUAGUGUCUGUGACUAUAACAGAACGAGUUCCGUGGUCAAAAUCGCCAGAAAACCUGGUCACUAAAUCGACGGCAAAAAAAUCAAUCCGCCAGUCCAUGUAUUGUCUAUUGGAAGGAAAAAUACUUAAGGCUGAGAAUACAGUUCCUAUAGCUUCCACACGAUGUCGCCAGUGUUGUGAUUUCGAUUCAACUAAAUCGUUGGUCAUCUGAGUAAUAGCCACAUCCCGUUGUCAAGUCCACAGAUGUAAACAAUGGAACCGGAAAAGUUGACUACGUUUCCCAAACUUGUGCCUAUUGAAUACAGAUCACAAUACCUAACGUUGGAUUACAGAAGUAGUUUGAAGUGUUUUGUCAAAGUUUCUAGGCAACUUUUUUCAUUUGAAAAAAUAGCGUUGCGUUUAUAAAAUGUGUUUUUCCUGGAUCUGACGGUCUUCAUAAAUGGACAUUUUGGGUGCACAAGGACCGAUUUAAUCGAAAAAAAUACCCAAUUGUGAUGUUUAUGGGACAUAUAGGAGUGCCAACAAAGAAUCUCGUCAAAGGUAAUGAAUGUUUCAUAUUUUAUUUCUGCAUUUUGUGUAGCGCCGGCUACGCUAAUUCCUUUGUUUACGUCCCCUUCUGGUAUUUCCGGGUGUUGCCUGCUAUCAGAUAAUAGCUUCUCAUGCUUUCGCCGAAAAGCAUUUUACAAAUCUGACUCGUUGGCUAGAUUCACAACGAGUGUAGCUUAAAUUGAGUACCCUGCAUGUGAAUUUUAAUGAACGUUUGAGUUUUAACGAGUGCUAUUAGCAUCUGGCGUAGUGCAUUUGCAUUUAUUGUUGGCAGGGGGUGCGGUUGCGUCCCGGGUGGGCCAGAGAGGCUAAACUAGUUAGGGAUAGGUGGGACGCAAAUGUCUCAACUGGCCAAUUGUCAGGGAAAAUGCAGAGCGCCAGAUUCAAAUAAAAUACUAUAAAAUUCAAACUUUCAUUAAAUCACACAUGUAAGAUACUCAAUUAAAAGCUACACUCGUUGUGAAUCCAGCCAAUGUGUCACAUUUUUUAAAUGCUUUUCGGCAAAAGCAUAAGAAGCUAUUAUCUGAUAUCCUGCACCAUCUAAAUCCAGGCGUGAAAACAAAGGGGUUAGCACAGUGGUUUUUAACCAGGGUUCGAUCGAACCCCAGGGGUUCGGUGAGUCAGUCUCAGGGGUUCGGCGGAGGUCAAGAAACACAUCCGACUCAUAUGAUUUGUGAUGACAUGCCCCUCUUGGCCAUCAUUGGCUGCAGGUGAUCACGCUACAUCGCUUGGCCUAUCUGUGCUGCAGGGAAUUUGGUGCGCACAGUAGUCGACUUGUGACUGUCGUGAUGGUACGUCUUGUGAUAUCUUUAUUUAUUUUAAUCCCUUCAUACUUACUAUGUCGAGCAAAUAAAGAAAGUGGUCAGACGAAUAUGUGCAAUAUGGAUUCACAUGUAUAACGGAACGUGAUGGGAGUCAGUUGUGUUCUUGGAAAAUACAGGAACUCAACUCUCGCUGAAUUCGAUGAAAAGGCUACUCUGCCUUGUUCUCGGCUUUGUACCCAUCAACAAACUGAUCCUCACAGCAUCGUCGGAAGUUGCUUACCUGAUCGCAAAGCAGGGCAAACAUUUACAUUACAUUACAUUUAAGUCAUUUAGCAGACGCUCUUAUCCAGAGCGACUUACAAAUUGGUGAAUUCACCUUCUGACAUCCAGUGGAACAGCCACUUUACAAUAGUGCAUCUAAAUCAUUAAGGGGGGUGGUGAGAAGGAUUACUUAUCCUAUCCUAGGGAUUCCUUGAAGAGGUGGGGUUUCAGGUGUCUCCGGAAGGUGGUGAUUGACUCCGCUGUCCUGGCGUCGUGAGGGAGUUUGU
Oncorhynchus masou masou (cherry salmon) is the source of this 5647-nucleotide messenger RNA. Its product is annotated as adhesion G-protein coupled receptor G7-like. NCBI's taxonomy places the organism in Eukaryota, Metazoa, Chordata, Actinopteri, Salmoniformes, Salmonidae. Bases 75 to 3575 code for a protein of 1166 amino acids. Gene Ontology annotation, cellular component: membrane. Gene Ontology annotation, biological process: G protein-coupled receptor signaling pathway; cell surface receptor signaling pathway. The record is from RefSeq and is a predicted model, not a curated record. The transcript has 16 exons. Gene Ontology annotation, molecular function: G protein-coupled receptor activity.